Aspergillus pseudoviridinutans is the source of this 882-nucleotide messenger RNA. RefSeq lists its product as uncharacterized. The transcript is spliced from 2 exons. The coding region runs from base 1 to 882 and encodes 293 amino acids. The record is from RefSeq and is a predicted model, not a curated record. Lineage: Eukaryota; Fungi; Ascomycota; Eurotiomycetes; Eurotiales; Aspergillaceae.
AUGUCGGAGGAAACGCUGGAAAAUGACGCCGAAUUCGGCCGUCUACCAUUCGACAACUUCAUUUCAGAACGUUGGGAUACCGAUGCCGCGGGAGAGAGUCAGGAACAGUGGGAGCGACUCGUUUGGGAAUGGCAGAAGCUGACGCUAUUGGAACGCUGGGUAUCUCCUUCAUUUCCCCACUACAGUAAGAUAGCGGGAGGUCUGACCCCUUGCCAGCCAUAUCAGCACCGUGACGAGCUCUCUCUACCUGAAAUCAGCGAGGAAAUCAGGCGCGUGCUAGCCACACACCAGACAGUGCACGAGCGUAAUAUCAGCCUGGUCCGCAGCGAAGGUCUGCAGACCGUCUGGCUGCGGACAUGCUACGAUUCGGACCUCACAAGCAAAUACGAAGAGCUUAAACAGAGAUCUGUGGUGCCUGGAUGGCGGGGCUGGGGGAAUAAGAUCCUGGACGACCCCACCCGCUAUGAUUUUGACGACGGCAGUGAAGACUCUUGGCGUCAGGUGUUAGUCCGCGUUCCAGGUAUCACGGAUUUUCAUGGCCUUAUUGACAUGGAUGGUGAUGGGAGUAAUAUGCAGUACAAGAGUGGGCAGAAUGAUGAGGAAAUAGUGGCGCAGGCUGAGGAGAGUGAGGAAGCUUGGCGGGAUCUUGCUCUAGCGGAGUUGAAAAUACAGGCUGGUCUUUACCUGUUGGACCGAGAGGCCAUCGAGUCUGGAUUGAUUAAAAUUCUGUGGCUCGAUGAGCAUGGGAACAUUGCCUGGCAUAACCGGCUGGACCCUUCUACCUCCGACUUUGAGGGGUUUAUGAUGGCACUCCUCAGUGCGACAAGUUUGGUGGAAUUGGCCGGCUAUGACGGCACCCGCGGGAGUCUGAUUGAGAGGUAG